AUGCAGCUAUGCGGCAGACAGAAGUUAGUCCAGCGCAAGAUGGUGCUGCUAGGCGACGGAGCCUGUGGCAAGACAUCAGCGCUGAACGUGUUUACACGGGGAUUUUUCCCGACUGUCUAUGAACCAACGGUGUUCGAAAACUAUGUCCACGAUAUCUUCGUCGAUAACAUACACGUCGAGCUUUCGCUAUGGGACACGGCCGGUCAGGAGGAAUUCGAUCGCCUGCGCGCAUUAUCGUAUGAGGAUACUCAUGUGCUCAUGCUCUGCUUUAGUGUGGACAGCCCAGACUCGUUCGAGAACGUGUCGUCGAAAUGGAUCGCGGAGAUUAAUGAGAAUUGUCCCGGUGUACGGGUUGUCCUGACGGCCCUCAAGUGCGAUCUGCGCAAAGAUGAGGAUAUGAAUGAUAAUCCCAAUGCUAUUAGCUUUGACCAGGGUCUGGCGAAGGCGAAGGAAAUUGGCGCAGUGAAGUACUUGGAAUGCUCUGCGGUCCAAAAUCGCGGUAUUAGGGAGAGCUUCUAUGAAGCUGCUAAAGUUGCUCUUGAUGUCAAGCCGGCUGGGAGCGCGUCCUCUGGCUCGUCGUGUAUCAUUCAAUGA
Molecule: messenger RNA, 594 nt
Organism: Penicillium soppii
Lineage: Eukaryota; Fungi; Ascomycota; Eurotiomycetes; Eurotiales; Aspergillaceae
Gene: rho3
Product: Rho family GTPase RHO3
Exons: 8
Coding region: 1-594 (197 amino acids)
Biological process (GO): small GTPase-mediated signal transduction
Molecular function (GO): GTP binding; GTPase activity
Source: RefSeq, a predicted model, not a curated record